This is a messenger RNA of Rhinolophus ferrumequinum (greater horseshoe bat), 2140 nucleotides long. RefSeq names its product CDC like kinase 3 (gene CLK3). The record is from RefSeq and is a predicted model, not a curated record. Gene Ontology annotation, biological process: protein phosphorylation. Gene Ontology annotation, molecular function: ATP binding; protein kinase activity. Lineage: Eukaryota; Metazoa; Chordata; Mammalia; Chiroptera; Rhinolophidae.
GGCGACCGCGCAACAAUGCCCUCCUCCCCGCGCGCAGGAGGGGGCUGGCGGGCGCGGGCGGGGUCGUGGCGGCAGAGCGGGCGGAGCGCUCCGACCAGGUCGCUACUUCACCCUUCGGCUCCCAGGGCCCGCCGGCCGGGGACGGCGCCAGUCGCGUCUUCGGGCCUACGUGCGUCGCGACACGGCGCGGGGCGGGCCUGGGACGUCCCCUCGGCCCUCGCGGAACCAGUCUCCCCCGAGGCCGCACCGACCGGGACGGAGAAGGCGGGUCGUCCAGAGCCUGCGAGUCGGGAGCUAGAGCGGCCAGGCCACCGAGCUGCUGGCGACCGCUGCGUCACGCGAGGGGCGGGGUCGCCGCGGGCGGAGGCUGGAGCCGGAAGCGGAAGAGGCGCUCCGAGCGGGGAGUGGGGCCUAGCCGCAGCCUGAGCCUGGGAGACGAUGCAUCACUGUAAGCGAUAUCGCUCCCCUGAGCCAGACCCGUACCUGAGCUACCGAUGGAAAAGGAGGAGGUCUUACAGUCGGGAACAUGAAGGGAGACUUCGGUACCCGUCUCGAAGGGAGCCUCCGCCCCGGAGAUCUCGGUCCAGAAGCCAUGACCGCCUGCCCUACCAGCGGCGAUACCGGGAGCGCCGUGACAGUGACACGUACCGGUGUGAAGAGCGGAGCCCAUCCUUUGGCGAGGACUGCUACGGAUCGUCACGUUCCCACCAUCGCCGGCGGUCACGGGAGAGGGAGCCGUACCGGGCCCGCAAGCAUGCGCACCACUGCCACAAACGCCGCACCAGGUCUUGUAGCAGCGCCUCCUCGAGAAGCCAACAGAGCAGUAAGCGCAGCAGCCGGAGUGUGGAAGAUGACAAGGAGGGCCACCUGGUGUGCCGGAUCGGCGAUUGGCUCCAGGAGCGAUAUGAGAUUGUGGGGAACCUGGGCGAAGGCACCUUUGGCAAGGUGGUGGAGUGCCUGGACCACGCCAGAGGGAAGUCUCAGGUCGCCCUGAAGAUCAUCCGCAACGUGGGCAAGUACCGGGAGGCCGCCCGGCUAGAAAUCAACGUCCUCAAGAAGAUCAAGGAGAAGGACAAGGAGAACAAGUUCCUGUGUGUCUUGAUGUCCGACUGGUUCAACUUCCACGGUCACAUGUGCAUCGCCUUUGAGCUGCUGGGCAAGAAUACCUUCGAGUUCCUGAAGGAGAAUAACUUCCAGCCUUACCCGCUGCCGCACGUCCGGCACAUGGCCUACCAGCUCUGCCACGCCCUUCGCUUUCUCCACGAGAACCAGCUGACACACACGGACUUGAAGCCGGAGAACAUCCUGUUUGUGAAUUCGGAGUUUGAAACCCUCUACAACGAGCACAAGAGCUGCGAGCAGAAGUCGGUGAAGAACACGAGCAUCCGUGUGGCGGACUUCGGCAGUGCCACCUUCGACCACGAGCAUCACACAACCAUCGUAGCCACGCGGCACUACCGGCCCCCGGAGGUGAUCCUCGAGCUGGGCUGGGCACAACCCUGCGACGUCUGGAGCAUUGGCUGUAUUCUCUUCGAGUACUACCGGGGCUUCACGCUCUUCCAGACCCACGAAAACCGAGAGCAUUUGGUGAUGAUGGAGAAAAUCCUGGGGCCCAUCCCAUCACACAUGAUCCACCGAACCAGGAAGCAGAAAUAUUUCUACAAAGGGGGCCUGGUUUGGGAUGAGAACAGCUCUGAUGGCCGGUAUGUGAAGGAGAACUGCAAACCUUUGAAGAGUUACAUGCUCCAGGACUCCGUGGAGCACGUGCAGCUGUUUGACCUGAUGCGCCGGAUGCUAGAAUUUGACCCUGCCCAGCGCAUCACACUGGCGGAGGCCCUGCUGCACCCCUUCUUCGCUGGCCUGACCCCUGAGGAACGGUCCUUCCACAGCAGCCGCAACCCCAGCAGAUGACAGACAUAGCCACCGCGCGAGGGCGGGCCUGGGCUGGCCGGCCCCUGGCUCCAGCUGCUCACCCCCGGGCCCCCGGGCCCCCGGCACCAGUGAACAGUGCAAUGUGAAGGGAGGGAGGGAGGGAGGACCUGGGGGGAAGACCUGACGCCCAGCUGCCAGGAAGCACAGAUUUGACCCCAGCUAUUUAUAUGUUGUAAAGUUAUAAUAAAGUGUUUCUUACUGUUUGUAA